Molecule: messenger RNA, 540 nt
Organism: Vanrija pseudolonga
Lineage: Eukaryota; Fungi; Basidiomycota; Tremellomycetes; Trichosporonales; Trichosporonaceae
Exons: 2
Coding region: 1-540 (179 amino acids)
Source: RefSeq, a predicted model, not a curated record
AUGACCAAGACACGUUCAUGGAAGCCAGCCCAGACCAAGCCAGACGUGUUACACACUCUCGCGAUCCUGCUGCAGUCAGCCACCCCUCGCACCAACGACGACGAGGCGGCCAUCACUGCCCUCCUAGAGGGCCGCCUCUGGGACGACUGCUGCUCGCACUGCGACUGCGCGGGCACGUUCGAGUUCCACACCUGCACCGACUGCCUGCUUGACACGGUGUGGUACGACCCCGCGGGGGACAUGGACGAGGCGCAUGACGUGUGCGAGUUCUUCGAGGACAUGUGCAACGUCGUCGUGCUGCACCAGCGUCCCACCCGCGAGAAGACCACGGUCAAGCCCACCACCCUGGCGGCUAUCAAGCUCCCGUUCAAGCGUAUCCACGGGCGCUCGAACAUGCGCAAGAAGGGAUAUCGCGCCGAGUUUGGUGGGAAGUACGGUCGCUCCAACAUGUGGAAGCGCAUUGUCCGCCCCGAGGUUGGCAAGAUUGUCAAGGCUGGGGGGAAGGCGUGGGAGGCGGCGGCGGCGGCUUGGGCCGCGUGA